Messenger RNA from Somion occarium, 1659 nucleotides. The record is from the annotation of a GenBank genome assembly. NCBI's taxonomy places the organism in Eukaryota, Fungi, Basidiomycota, Agaricomycetes, Polyporales, Cerrenaceae.
UUUCGCACCACUGUACGGGCGCUGCUAAUUCAACUUAUACAGGAUGUCGAGGCGCAACCCGGACGGUAUUUUUCCCAGCUGGCAUACGCCAACCUGUUUCGUUCAUCAUGUCCAUCGCAAUGCCCAUUGGCUCGAUCCUUGCAGCUCUACUGGUCCUUCUCCCACUGCCUGGUCACUGGCGUGCGCGUAACGUUCCCACCAUCUCAAUAAUUGCUUGGCUAUUCGUCAUUAAUGUUGCCCAUGCCGUCAACACGAUUGCUUGGGCUCAUAAUGUUGACUUGAAGCUCCUCGUCUGGUGUGACAUUGGUACGUUUCAGGGUGUCGAGGAGAGCUUGGGCUUACGACCUGCUGCAGUCAUUAGGGUCGAGCUCGGAGGGAAUGUGGCGCUUCCUGCUGCCUGUUUCUGUUUAUGCAUGCAUCUUGAACGUGUGGCGUCCAUCCGCAUGGUUCAGAUUACCGCAGAAGACAAGCGUCGACGUAUGAUUAUUGACCUUCUCAUUUGCUGGGGUAUGCCGUUCGUGUACAUGGGACUAUGGUACAUCGUACAAGGCCAUCGUUUCGACAUUGUAGAAAACUUUGGUUGCAGGGGCGAGGACUAUGUAUCCGUGCCUCAGUUCUGUCUCGUCUGGCUGCCACCCAUUUUUCUUGCCCUUGGAACUUUUGUAUUCGCAGGUCUGUCUUUCAUGCACUUCUUCCGUAGGCGAGCUUCGUUUGCAAGACACCUCGCUUCCUCGAGCGGCCUUAAUCCCAGUCGAUACCUCCGCCUCAUGUCGAUGUCUGUCGUUGAGAUGUUCUGGUCACUCAUUGUUGUCGGUAUCACUUGCUGGUUCAACUACCGAACGGGUAUGCGUCCUUGGACAAACUGGGAUGACGUUCAUUUCAACUUCUCUCGCAUCGACCGCUACCCUACUGCUAUUAUCCCCCAAGCGUCCCUCAAAUGGACUUACUUCGUAUGGUGGACACUUCCGAUUUCCACUUACAUUUUCGUGUUGUUCUUCGCCUUCGGCCAGGAUGCCAUGAAGGAAUAUCGAUCAUGGUUCCAAUACCUUGCUCGUCCCUUCCGCAAGCUAAUUCCUUAUAGACGUACCUCAGAAAAGUCGAGUCUGAACGACGAACUGCCCGUCUACAGCCCUCCGCCACAUUUGGACACUUUUAAGUCCGAUAUCUCAAAGUCAGAGAACUCAGUCACAACUGCUACAACCUUGACCGAAUUCAUCGACACAACCCUCGCCAAAGACACGCAAUCUCCACAGGACUCCGUCUUAUCUUACUACGCUCACCGACAGUCACAUGUCCCGGAAUAUAUGUCUUCGCCUACUGAUUCCGACUAUACGCUUCGGGGUUCAAUCUCUUCUCAGAUUCCUCUAUCUUCUACUAUUGCUUCACCCGCUCCCGCCGCACUCCUUACCACCAAUCCCCCUAAACUUUCUUCUCGGUUUUCUGAUGCGUCGGCCAUCGUCUGAACUGGUUUCAACUUGCUAUUUUCUCAUCGUCAUUCUCUGAGCCCUCGUAAAUACUCUGUAGCAUAUGUAGCAUAUCUGUCAUUCUCCGUUUCGAUUGCUAUUGUAUAAUAAUGUCUGUAGCCGUACCAUUGAUUCCGAUGCACCUGAAACAAACUGAUACUCUAUUGUAUGAAGGAAUAAUUCCGUUCUUUUUUUU